CUGGUCAAGAUAUUCCGUAUUAAAUGUCCUGUUAAAAGACACAACUACAGAUGUACGUAACCGCGUACACGGGAUUCGUUUCGGUUUUUGCAUCGUUGAAUUCGAAUGGUGAGGUAUGCACGAGGCGGGUUGCGAUGGUGCCGGUAACUGUGCUUCGCCGCCAACGCGAACUCUGUGAUUUCCAUAUCUUAUACUAAUUUAAUACUGAGAAUACAUCGAAUAACAAGGAAACAUGUGACUAAAUUCUUUGCAAAAUCCAAGACUUGAUAAAGAAUGUAAAUAUGGCAGAAGGCGGAACAGAACCAAAGUCCAAUGACAAUCAAGUAUCUAAACAUCAGUUAGAAGUAAACGAGUGUCUUGGUAAUUGGCUAGUGUACUUACAGAUGCUCAAUGGCCUAUGCACAGCUGGUACAAAGUUGGCUCAAUCGUUACAAACGCUUCUAUCUGUUCAUGAUACGGUGGCACAAUGCAGAUUGACUGGACAAUGUCUUGCCGGUUGGGAAGAACUCACAAGAGCUACGUACAUAGCCAGCAAUACAGUAAGGAAUCAUAUUAUUGCUGCGUUAAGAGAUCAUGAAACUCGAGAAAACGAAGGAGAUAAACAUGACAUACUUAGGGAUAAUUUGUUAACAUUCAUAAACUUGCAAUAUCAGUUCUGCGUGGCUUGCUGUGACUGUUUAGGUGGAAUGGCAGAAUGCUCCUGUUCACAAAGCGGUACUGCUGAAUGUGACAUUGCUUCUCUUCAACAAUGCUUCGAAAGACUGUAUAGUUCACCACCACCAGUGUCUUCAUCAUCGACACAACAGUCUGUGCAAAAUUGUCAUAGAUCCCCUUUACCGUAUCCAUUGUUUCCUCUGCAGGUUCAGAGGAGAUGGUCCGAAACCGCAGCCGCAGAAAUGUCCGGUGAAGUCUCGGAAAAUCCGAUGAGAAGGUGGUCUAUGCCAUGGGAUUGUAGAAAUAUCACAGACUGGCCACGACAAGACGUUAGAUUUCGAUUAAGGGUUCCUCAUCACGACAGAAGUAGAUCAACUACGCCUGAUACAAUAUGGAAGACAUCCACCAUGGCUAGUCAAGAUGGCUUGCAGGAGGCAAUUCAAUUGUUAUCUUGCAAACCAGGAGUUAGGCCUUUAAAUCAGUUAUCCGCUUACACUAAUCAACAUAUUCCGGGUGUCACCUUAACAACGUGUAAUUUUGAGGCAAAUUACGAUUCAACGAUCUGGCCUGGAUCUCGCAAAGUAGGUUCGUUGAGAUGUUGGCCACAAGAUUCUCACUCAAGUGAUCAUUCCGAUCAAUCGGGACGACGCGAAAGCGACCAAAGUGCACACAGUGGAGAACACAGAGAUUCGGAACAAAGUGGAACCAGUGGUAGUCACGGAGACAGUAAAGAUAGUAUUCAUUCGCAUAGUGACCAUAGAGAAGUGGAACCCGGUACAGUAGAUAUAUUACCGUCUCGUAAAAGCAGUUCUUCAACAGACUCUUGCAUAUCAGCUCAUAGUCGUUCGGGUUCUGAGAGCGCCGGUGGUGGGGUAAUGUAUAUUUACAACAUAAAAUUGUUACUAAUUACUGUUUUAUACGUUGCGUGUCUGACGAACAUUAAUCAUUUCAGGAAUGCGCGAGAUCUCAGUUGUACUCGAUGUGGAGUGGCAGUGAUUUGCCUUUCAUUAAAUUGCCCGAAAGCAAUGAAACGCAAGACGAACAUCCGCCCGUGUAAAUGCUCGACAUCGGCAAAUGAAUUCUAUGUCUUUCUUUCGAACGCUGUCGUUGAUGAUUUUUCGAAGACGAUUAAAAUCGUUCUGACCAUUAUUAUAUUUACAAGCGCAGUUCAGUAAUGCGCGUUAAUAGUGCGUGUAUGAAUUAAUGUACGUGAUCGUUAAAAAAUACGCGUCAAACGCGACCUUUGAUGAUCAAUAUAACAAAUGUAGAGUCGAAUGAGUGUGUUUAUAUUAUCGCGCGACACAUCGGUACAUAAUCAUUCGAAGGAUGAAACAUAUUACAUACAUAGUUAUUUAUAAAGGUUUUUAAUUAUUCACGCUAAUUUAUUCACGAAUGAUUAUUUAAUAUCGAUUGCCGUUUCCCCUCUCUAGUCUGUCGAUAAUUUAUCUGGGGAGAGUUGUUACUUUUUUUGGAAUUUCGUUAUCGAGUUCCACUCUUCGGUCAAUAUCGUGAAGCUUUAAUCGAAUCUUCAGUUUUAAGUAUCAUUACGUUAAGUAUCUAACGCUAAUAUUGUUAAUUUGUAUUACAUUUAAAUGCAUGAAUUAGAAAUUAUAAACUGGAACAUGUUCUUUGCGUUCGAUUCUUUGCAUUGUCUCGAUAAUAUCGUGCAUAUGGCGUAUUCAAACGCUACAUUAAAUCAUAUCAUAUGUACAAAUUA
Messenger RNA from Megachile rotundata (alfalfa leafcutting bee), 2371 nucleotides. RefSeq lists its product as uncharacterized. NCBI's taxonomy places the organism in Eukaryota, Metazoa, Arthropoda, Insecta, Hymenoptera, Megachilidae. The record is from RefSeq and is a predicted model, not a curated record.